UGAGUUCUUCUCGAUGUGCGAACACCAUUUGGUGCCCAUCUAUGGUCACGUGUCGAUCGGCUAUUUGCCUAACAAACAGGUGCUGGGACUCAGCAAACUGGCCAGGGUGGUCGAGAUGUACUCCCGGCGGCUGCAGGUUCAGGAACGAAUGACUCGACAAAUAGCCGAGGCCAUCACCCAGGCUAUAAAUCCUACCGGGGUCGGUGUGGUCGUGGAGGCCACACACAUGUGCAUGAGCACCAGGGGUGUGCAAAAGGUCCAGAGCAAAACCAUCACCAGCUCUAUGGUCGGUAUGUUUCGCGAGGACCCCAAAACUCGCGAAGAGUUUCUAUCAUUAAUCAAACAAAACGCAAACAAAUACUAA
Molecule: messenger RNA, 364 nt
Organism: Oppiella nova
Lineage: Eukaryota; Metazoa; Arthropoda; Arachnida; Sarcoptiformes; Oppiidae
Source: the annotation of a GenBank genome assembly